GGGCCCGAGUCUCACCUCUGGGUUGCAGUCAAGCAACAGCAUUCUCCACCUAACGCAGAGGACCGGAGGCCCUGGGAGAGCAAAGCGGCGGGGGAGGCGCUGCGGACUGGCAGAUGUGUCUCCAGAAGGAGGAUGCCAUUUAGAGUGAGUGUUUAUAAAAAAUGUUGGAUGAUGACGAAGUGACCGAAUGAAUGCAAGAUAUGUGGACUGAGUCUUGAAAGACCCUCUCUGACUCUUCUUUCAAGCCACAGCAACAAAAACCUUGUGCAGUAUUGGAGCCACAGAGAGCAUCGUGAGUUCAAAGGAGGUAAGCUUGUUCCUGAUUGGUGAAAAGUCAGCUGUAACAGAACGCCAAGGAGUAAACAAAAAAGCAUAGCAACAACAGAGUUUGCUGUCUCACUACCCUCGCCUAGGCCAACCUGGACUCCUUCAUCCCAAAUGACGUGGCCUCUACAUUUUAUAUGAAGGCUGCGAUUUUCCAUCCAACUGUGAUCCAUCUUAAAACAUGGCAGUCCAGUACAGACGGGAAGAUAAAACUGAACAACACAGCUAAAAUAAAGUGUAUUCCCAGAAUACACAUUGUCAAAACAGGAUGAAGUUGACCAGUGAAAAGUUGCCCAAGAACCCCUUUUAUACCGCUCUCUCCCAGUAUGGUGCUAAGAACUCAAAAUUCUUCCAGUGGAGGAAGGAAAAGACUGAUCAUUACGGCCAUGCUAAUUUGGUGGAUAAGGCAUUGCAGCUCUUGAAGGAAAGAAUAAGACGGGGGGAUGCUGUGGCAUAUUUCCUACGAGGUCAACUGUAUUUUGAAGAGGGAUGGUAUGAAGAAGCAUUAGAACAGUUUGAAGAAAUCAAGGAAAAAGACCAUCAAGCAACUUACCAGCUAGGAGUAAUGUAUUAUGAUGGGCUGGGGACACCUACAGACGCUGAAAAAGGAGUGGAGUACAUGAAGAAAAUCAUCCAUUCUCCAUGUCCCAAAGCAAGACACCUACAAUUUGCAGCUGCCUACAACCUUGGAAGAGCUUAUUAUGAAGGGAAAGGUGUCAAACGAUCAGAUGAGGAAGCUGAAAGACUGUGGCUUUUUGCUGCAGACAAUGGAAAUCCAAAAGCUAGUGUGAAAGCUCAAAGUAUCCUAGGAUUAUAUUAUUCCACAAAAGAACCCAAAGAAUUAGAAAAGGCAUUUUAUUGGCAUUCAGAAGCAUGUGGCAAUGGAAAUCUGGAGUCCCAGGGUGCACUUGGGCUGAUGUAUUUUUACGGACAAGGCAUCCGCCAGGACCCUGAAGCUGCCUUGCAGUGCUUAAGAGAAGCGGCAGAACGUGGAAACGUCUAUGCUCAAGGGAAUCUCGUGGAGUAUUACUAUAAGAUGAAAUUUUUUACUAAGUGUGUUACAUUUUCCAAAAGGAUUGCUGACUACGAUGAAGUUCAUGACAUCCCUACGAUAGCCCGGGUCACGGACUGUCUCCCGGAAUUCAUCACCAGAGGCAUGGCCAUGGCAUCUUUCUACCACGCCCGAUGUCUUCAGCUUGGCUUGGGGGUCACAAAGGAUGAAGCGACAGCGAAACACUAUUAUUCUAAAGCGUGCCGUCUGAACCCUGCAUUGGCAGAUGAACUUCACUGUUUACUUAUACAUCAAAGAAUUUAGAUCAUAAUGCGUUUCAACAAAGACCAUCAACCCUGGCACCUUAGAACGGGUCUCCUUGCCAUGUCACACCAUCAACAGUAUUUCAUAUUUAACAUUAUAAUCAGACGACUUGGAAACAGUCUGCUUUGCUGAAGUACGAAAACUGAGGAGUCACACAAAAAGGUGAUGCGCAUCUGGUCUGAGAGAAGGACGGACUGCGCGCCGGAGGCAUGGUUUUUCCCUUUUCUUUUACCAAACUGAACAACUGAACAGUCAGAUGACAAUGAAGCACAGUACAUAAAUGGGUGCGUUGAAGAUUUUUAUUAUACCAUGCCGGGCAUUUUGCUGUCCAACGAGGCUCUGAAGCGUAUCUGAAAAAUCAGGUUUACAUUCUGUGCUACUACUGACAAAAAGUUUACAAUCCAUGCAUAUUCAGUGAAGGAGACAGGACACAGUGUACCCGCAACAAAUAAAGGCACUGGGGCAGGAGGGACAUGAACGAUCAGUUCUCUCAAAUGUUUAAAGAGAAAAUAAGUCUAUUUACAAGUUUUCGACAUCAGGCAUUUAUACAAAUUACAAUUUGAAUACAUUGCUACCCAAUUAAAAAGUAACCUCUCUAAACAGUGUUACUCCGGCAGGAUUUUUAAAGCACAAAACUUGUUAUCUGUUCUAAAACAUUUUUCUAAUUAAAGAAAGCAUUACAACCACUACUGUUCUCAUUAAGAUUCUCAGUAUAAUUUCUUAGCAAGGGACAAGUUUUAAAAGAAAAAAACUGAUUAUUUUGUUUUUCAACGUAAAUAACGUUUUCUGAGAGAUAUAAAUGAAAAACGCCUUAAUAAAGUUAGUUCCCUUUGUGUCACUGUACGUUUCAGGAUCAGAACCUAGGCCUCACCUGGAAUGUUCUCAAGCAGCUUCUGCUGUGCUCUCUGUUUUGUUUCCUGACUUUGUUCUUCGCUUCUGAUUGUGGUUGGAGGCGCCAAUUUCCCAUGUGGCCAAAAAGCAUCCCGGAAAACGUUGAUGUAGUAAACCAACAUUUGCUCACUGAAAAUCCAGUUCACGGUGUCCCGGAUUUGUCUUUUAAGAGAAAAACGUUUCUUGGAUGACGUUUUGAAAAAUGUUAUCCUCUAUUCUCGCAAGGCAUUUAUCAGUGGGUAGGUGAAGAUACAGCCUGAUCUACACGUUUGAUGAAUAAACUAGGAAUUGAAUUUUUAAA
Leopardus geoffroyi (Geoffroy's cat) is the source of this 2831-nucleotide messenger RNA. It is a transcript of the gene LRP2BP, whose product is annotated as LRP2 binding protein. The coding region runs from base 593 to 1639 and encodes 348 amino acids. The record is from RefSeq and is a predicted model, not a curated record. Gene Ontology annotation, molecular function: protein binding. Lineage: Eukaryota; Metazoa; Chordata; Mammalia; Carnivora; Felidae. The transcript is spliced from 14 exons.